UUGUUCAUGGCAACCAUCACCAGAUUACAAUUCCACACAAUGUCAAGAAUCUACUUCAUGGCCUCCACCUCCAGGAUAUUAUCCUAGUGUCAGUGAAACUAAUAGUCACAAUUAUGUACCUUCUUAUGGUUCUACACAAUCAACCACAAUAAUUAUGCCAGAAAUUAUUUUUGUUGGAAGAUGUCCUGCAUGUAGAACAUUAAGUAUAAAGGAAACGACCAUUACGGGAGCAGAUUGAAGAAAACUUCGAUGUGCAAUCAUGCCCGCGAACGAAGAAAUUUUAAACAUGACUUCGGAUCAAAUAAGAGACAAUUUAUUCGGAAAAGCUUGCGAUGAUAGUAUGCAGAACAAUUUUGAUUGUGAAUCUUCUGAUGAUGAUAAAGAGGACUAUCAAAAUGUUUGCUCACAGUCUAUUGUCAAAAAAAAUUUCAAAGAAAUUUGUAAUUACAAAAGUCUUCCAGUACGAGAAAUCCAUAUGAAAUUCAUGAAAAGCUUCGUUAAUUUACUUUUGGAAGAAGCAGUUUUUGAGGGCACUUUAAGAAGAAAUAGAGUAGUAGAGUGGAUAGAACCAACAACACUCCAUUCAAUAAUUGAUUUAAAAUUAUCCGACCAGGGAUGCUCUUACGAGACACUUUUGACUCUUGCUCACAAUGUGAUUAAGUAUAGUGUAAAAACAGGUCAUCCUCGAUUUAUAAAUCAAUUAUACUCCAGUGUAGAUCCUUACGGUCUUCUUGGACAAUGGCUAACCGAUGCCUUAAAUCCGUCAGUUUAUACUUAUGAAGUUUCUCCAGUCUUCUCUUUGAUGGAAGAGGAAAUAUUGCGAGAGAUGAGAAAAAUAGUUGGUUGGAAGGAUGAUAGAAGUGAAGGAAUAUUCUGUCCUGGUGGUUCUAUCGCUAACGGAUAUGCAAUUAAUCUGGCACGCUAUUACAAAUUUCCUCGAUUAAAAGAGCUAGGCUUAUUCAAUACUGGUAGAUUAAUAAUUUUCACAUCCAGAGAUGCUCAUUAUUCUGUGAAGAAACUUAGUGCAUUUUUAGGAAUAGGUACUGAAAAUGUCUAUGAAGUGAAAACUGAUGAUAAAGGAAAGAUGUGCGUAACAGAUUUGAAAAUGCAGAUCAAAAAAGCUCUUGAAGAAGACGCAAUACCUUUGAUGGUCUCUGCUACAGCAGGAACCACAGUUUUAGGUGCCUUUGAUCCUUUAAAAAAUAUAGCUGCCAUUUGCAAGAACUACAAUCUUUGGUUCCAUGUAGAUGCAGCUUGGGGAGGAGGAGCUUUGAUGUCUAAAAAAUAUAAAUAUCUUUUGGAUGGUAUUGAAUUAGCAGAUUCUGUUACUUGGAAUCCACAUAAGUUAUUGGCCGCUCCGCAACAAUGUUCAACACUAUUGCUGCGUCAUGAGGGUCUUUUACAAGAUGCACAUGGUUCAAAAGCCAGUUAUCUCUUUCAACCAGAUAAAUUCUAUGACACUUCUUUCGAUAGUGGAGACAAACACAUUCAAUGUGGUCGUAGAGCAGAUGUACUAAAAUUCUGGUUUAUGUGGAAGGCGAAGGGUACUCGAGGUUUAGAGAAACAUGUGGAUCGAAUCUUCAAAUUAGCACGAUACUUCACAAAUUACAUAAGACACCGAGAAGGUUUUAAAUUGAUACUCGAACCUGAGUGCACCAAUGUCUGUUUCUGGUACGUGCCACCUUCAAAGCGUCAGUUACAAAAUGAAGAAUUGUUGAAGGCUCUUCAGAAGAUUGGGCCAGCUGUAAAAGAGCGUAUGAUGAAAAAAGGAUCGAUGUUAAUCACGUACCAACCUUUACGAGAGCUACCUAAUUUUUUCAGACUUGUUUUACAAAAUUCUGGAUUGACAGAGAUUGAUAUGAGAUUUUUUGCAGAAGAAAUCGAGAGGCUCGCCAUUGAUUUAUAGAAUUGAUUUUUUUUAUAAAAUUUUAAAUUCUAAUAAUACAAAAUUUCUCAUUCAAAGAAUUUUUGUUUAUAACAGUAUAAA
Messenger RNA from Apis dorsata (giant honeybee), 1987 nucleotides. It is a transcript of the gene black, whose product is annotated as cysteine sulfinic acid decarboxylase. Gene Ontology annotation, molecular function: carboxy-lyase activity; pyridoxal phosphate binding. Gene Ontology annotation, cellular component: cytoplasm. Gene Ontology annotation, biological process: carboxylic acid metabolic process. The coding region runs from base 260 to 1906 and encodes 548 amino acids. The record is from RefSeq and is a predicted model, not a curated record. Lineage: Eukaryota; Metazoa; Arthropoda; Insecta; Hymenoptera; Apidae. The transcript has 4 exons.